CUACUAGCGUCGAUGCGGCAAGAAAACCGAAUUACUUAGAUACUAGUAUAACAUCCUACGACGACGUGGCCGGAGCAUUGUGCAAUCAGUUCCAUCAUUUCACUUCCUUUUUAGUUGACUCAUCCGCAGACACCAAGACGACGUUAACCAGUUCCUGGUAGACUCAUUUUAUUACCCGUCGUCGCCACCUAACCCCCGGAAUACAUAUAACCCCACUAUCUCUUUCUCCUUUUUUUUUAUAUAUCCGCGCCUUCAUCAUGGCCUCCAAUGUACUUCAGGAUCCAAUGGCGUCUUCACCUUCCAUUCCUCAACAAGGUCCCCGAUUCCGUCCGUACGCGAGUCCAAAUCACUCCGUCGUCAAAGGUCGCUACAUCACAAGUAAUGACCCGAGAGGUUACAUUCCAGUAUACGAAUACCCGCUAAAUGGUCAAUGGAUUAUGAUGGAUAUUGAUGAUGGUUAUAUUUUGUGGACUGGCAUUUGGAAAGCUCUCGGUAAUUCAAAGGCCGACAUCGUCAAAAUGAUCGAUUCACAGCCUGACUUGGCACCUGUUAUCCGCCGUGUGCGGGGAGGGUAUUUAAAAAUCCAAGGAACAUGGAUGCCUUACGAGGUUGCCCUCCGGCUUUCACGACGAGUGGCUUGGCCAAUCCGUGAAGAUCUAGUGCCACUUUUCGGACCAACGUUCCCAAGCACAUGCCUCUCUCCAGACCAACCAGGCUAUGGACAAGUCGUAUCCAAUGGUUCCGGGCGGAGGCGAUCGCGUCGGAACAACCAAGUAGUGGCACCAGCGCCACCUGUUCCUCGUGAUUCACAAACAUCAUGGUCCAUCCCCGCUGCAGGGCCAAGUGCACAUCCUAGCUCAUCAGCGCAUUAUCUGCCUCCGGGACAGCCAGCUUCCCUUCCAUCAAUGAUGUACAGAGAACCCUCAUCUUACGCUCAUCCACAGCGCACAAGUCCGCCGCUACAUAUAUCCUCUUCUGCAUCUCCAAUCAUGCGUGAGCGCUCCGUGCGGUCGCGGUAUUCUCCCUAUCCUGCUUCAUCGUUUCUGCCUUCUCGCAAAACUUCGGUUGCAACAAGUGACUCAGUUUCGCUAGAUAUUCCUUCAAUUUCUCUACAGGAGCUCGAUCACGACCCUCGGAACGGCAAAUUCCCCGGAGAUCAAAUUGUGCUGCCCCCGAUUCAACCGUUGGCUCCUCCCAGGCACAUUAGCAGCCCAUCAUACGCACUCCCUCCUAUUUCUGCGCUCGAAGACUUGCGGGGAAUUUCUACGUACGACUCUGCAGCGGUGCUAGAACGCUUGAAGAUGAAAGACGAAUAUCCUGCUGACGCCAGACAUGAGGUCACUCAGUGGCCAAGACAAAGGUCAAUAUCGACAUCACAUCAACGUGCUCCACAAUCCUAUCCGCCAACUUCCUGGCCGAGACACGGAUCAGGCACACAUCGCUCCUCCUUGGAUGGACCCUUUGGCGCAGAACCCCAAAGAUCGUACCGAACGCCACAUUCGCCAGAGCUCAGCUUGAGUUACCAUUCAUCUCACGACGGAAGUUCCGUUGAUGGCGCAUCUCCUGUAUCGCCCACCACACCACGUUCCGCAGAAGUCCCCUCGUUUAAAUCGAGACAUGUUGACCAGAUGUCACCGGGGAAACGCCGCGGCUAUGAGCCAUCGCCUCCUGAUGUACAGAGGUACAGCCACAAAUCCGCUGCUGGCUUCCAUGCCGAGGCAGAUUCUCGGCUAUCAGCUUGUCGUCACUCCUGCGAUGAUGACGAGGCUGAAUCUGAUUCGCCGAUGCGAGGGCCACUUCGUCCGUGGUAGUGUGGUUGAGUUUGAUUUCAAUUCUUUCAUGCUUUUUCAUGCCCCUCAUGGUCGUACAUAUUCACUUUCGUCCGCACUGUCGGCUUUAAUCAUCUGCCGUAUUUGAUUUUAUACUCUCUUGUUUGCUAUCGUUGCAUGAGUUUACGCUGCAUUGAUUUAGUUUUAGUUGUAAUAUAGGGUCACGUAUAAUAAUUUUACUUUGAUAGGGUGUGCAGUUGACCCCCCUCAGUUCA
This is a messenger RNA of Suillus paluster, 2044 nucleotides long. RefSeq lists its product as uncharacterized. Lineage: Eukaryota; Fungi; Basidiomycota; Agaricomycetes; Boletales; Suillaceae. The coding region runs from base 258 to 1811 and encodes 517 amino acids. Gene Ontology annotation, cellular component: SBF transcription complex; MBF transcription complex. Gene Ontology annotation, molecular function: transcription regulator activity; DNA binding. The transcript has 9 exons. The record is from RefSeq and is a predicted model, not a curated record.